Messenger RNA from Guillardia theta CCMP2712, 826 nucleotides. RefSeq lists its product as hypothetical. Gene Ontology annotation, molecular function: protein binding. The record is from RefSeq and is a predicted model, not a curated record. The transcript is spliced from 10 exons. NCBI's taxonomy places the organism in Eukaryota, Cryptophyceae, Pyrenomonadales, Geminigeraceae. The coding region runs from base 32 to 727 and encodes 231 amino acids.
AGCAGGCGUGUAAAGUGUCAUGGAGGCCGCUAUGGCAGUGAAGCAGGCAAGGGCGCGAGGAGGAGGAGGAGGAGGAGUGAGCUCGGUUGCGAUCCUCUCUCUGCUCAUGAUGGCCAACAUCGCGGAGUCCUUUUCUUUCUCCCGCAUUCCAUGCAUGACUGUGAGCAGGCAUGUCAGCAAGCAUGUUAUCCCUCGCAGCAGCAUUACACGGCUUGCGAGUGCAGUGAAAGCCCGCUCCCUCAUGACCCCUCUGCUCCGAAUGGCAGCUGAGGUGGACAGUGAGGGGGUCUCCGAAGAGACGAUGCAGGAUUUCUGGAUUGCGGCAGAGGACGGGAACGUGGCGAGGGUGUCGGAGCUCAUCGCUACCGGAAUCGCAGUAGAUUCGGUGCAGACUGACGACUCCUACGAGCUGUCCGGGCUUGCAGAUCGGAACCGUGAUCAGACCUCUGGAGGGACUACGGCGCUUCACAUCGCCAGCAUGUUUGGACAUGCUGAUCUGGCCAGGAUGCUGCUCGAGAAGGGAGCAAGUGUCGCCUCGACAACUCCAGAGUCCAACACGCCCUUGCAUGUCGCCGUCAUCAACCAGAACAAAGACGUCAUCCGGGUUCUCGUGGAAGCUGGGGCGGAUGCAGAUGCUGAGAACGCGUUCGAGGAAUCCCCCAAGUCAAUCGCCAGGAUGAUGAACUUGAGCUCGGACGUCCUCGCCCUCCUUGAGGGCGGCAAGUAGACACUUUUAAGAGCUCGAGGUUCAACGGUUACCGGCCGGUCGCCGGGCGGCGGCGUUGAAUGCACUGCGGCAUCAUGGCAUAGUCAACGACGAGUCCGC